CAAUCAGACUCACAACCAGCAACAGAGCGUCAAACCUCAAUGACUCAUUUGUUUGACAAGUAAAACACAUGGAUUGACAACACAGCAACUUUUUUUAAGGUCCUUUUUUUUACAUUCUAACAAACCUGGGAACGAAGCUCUCCAUCAUGUUGGAAAAUUCUGCUGUCUACUCAAGACUCUUGUUUGCUUUUGUGCUGGUCUGUGCAGCUGUCAUGUCGUUUAUCAUGUAUUCAGAUGCUGCAAGAGCCAGUCCCAUAACAACCAAAGUGGACAACAGAGUGAAGCAUAUUGUCCUCAGACGACUGUUUACUCCAUACAGUCAACACCUUUCCCUCUCUACUGGACUGCUGUCAACCGAAACGGGACUCCAGACUGGAACUAAUAGUGAAACUGAGACAAGCACAGAUUACGGAGAAGCCUCGUCAGUCACUGACCAUCAAUCAAACCCUCUACGGUUUACAGACGGUAGCUUUAGUUACAAUCAAAACAACCCAGAUAACAGACACUCCCAAAUGGGAAUCACUAGAGUGCAGAGUGAAGUGAGGCCAGCAAGUAACAUUUUCACCAGCCACUCUCAGCACGGAGGACAAAGCUUUGAGAGACGACAAUCCAGAGUAAAUCUCCCACUCUCUCAGAGAGUAGCCAAAAGUGCAACUUCUUAUAAUUCAUACCCAAUGACCAUUAGAAAAUCAUCUCACAAAGUAGCUUCCAGCCCCUUUCAUCAGAGUUCUAGUCCUUCACAAGUUUGGGAGCCCACAGAUGCUCAGGAAGUUCUUAGGAAGGACUCUUCACAUGUGGCUGAAGAUAAAAUAGUCUGGCAGCCCUCUGACUCUUCAUCCCAGACUGGUAAAUAUUGGAGUACUUUAUUGCCAUCUCCAAGAGGCCAUUACAGUGUCUAUAAAGAGACAAACGAGCUCACUGAGGCCUGGCAGCGGAGUACAUCUAGUGGGAUUCAAUCAAGUAAAUUUCCCAGCUCUGCAAGUCAAACUGCCCCUCACGCACCAUCAGUCAGCAAUAGCCUAGAAGCCUCUGUUAUUAAAAGCAAUCCAAGCCCAGAAAAACUGACAUCAUCCAUCAGAGAUUCUUCCCAGGGGUUGGACUCGAGUGGCAGUGAGACACUAAGACACAAAAACGUCCAGUCGUAUCUGUUCAAGGACUCCCAGACUUCUGUUGGUGGGUAUGAGACAGGUAAUACAGUAACUGGUGAUGGACCCAACGCUUUGGCCACAACACCACAUAAGCAAAGGCCCUCUGAUGCACAAGUUUAUGGUAGGUUUUCUUCAAAUUUUAAACAAUUACAACAGUCGCAAAAAAAAGACCCAACCAACGAUGUACAGAAUCGCUCUCACUAUGCCGCUCCACUGUAUCAUAAUGUUAAUUUGGCCAAGUAUGGUGCUCGGACAGACAGUUUCACCAAAUAUCACCGCACCACAGCAGAAACUCUUGCUCAAAACUCUGUACAUCACACUCCAGGGAAAGACAACACUGUGGAAAUAUUUGACCCUAUACCUCAUGCAGAUUUCCAGGGUAACUAUGCCACUGGCAGCGAGAAAUCUGAAGUUAGUAGCCUGGUUACUGCAGCCAUAAGAGGAUCAAUGCAUGCCUACAAACCUGGACAAAUCAUCAAAGGCCUCUAUGGUUUCAGAGGAUGUAAAAAUGCAUCUGUUCUCUCCUCCAGUGGCUGUAAUGAAAGGGCCAACUCUCAACAAUACAGCUUUGAAAAAGGAAAGUUUAAAAUCACAAAUAAAUACCCGUCUUUGUCAUCAAAGUACAGCUUUGGCCAGAGAAAAGAAUCUACUUUGACUACUACACCAGCAAAGCUUGAGAGGACACCCACAGUUUAUUCCUCACCUUCUACUGGCACUUUAGAUAUCGCCCAAACCAUGACUACUCCAAGGCCGUUCACAUCAGGAUUUAAGGAAGCCCUGACUCUGAUGCCUGAAAUUGAUGCUGGUAUGGGAAGCAACCCAGAUCGCGGACAAGGCAGAAGCUAUGGUGUCAAAGGAUUUGGCCCUCAACCAAUCGAGGGAGCCAAAACUUCACUUGGUGAGCCAGAGAAACCUGCCAGAGUCCAGCAAGGCUUUGAAAGGUUUAAACUUAGAAGCUUACAGAUCCAGCAACCAAAAAGCAGCAGGAUUCACAGGUGCUACAAUAAAACCGGUGAAACAGAGCCAGGCAGUAGCCAUGUAUUCACAGUGAGUCAAGAUCAGCUAAGCAUUCGUGACCUUAAACCACUUUUAAAGACAUUAGGAAGUCCGGAAUCAGCUGCCAGAUUUACAUCUUACAAAUACAAGAACCACAAAAUCUAUAGUUCUGGGAAGUUCAAAGGACAAAAUCCAACUACAGCAAGUCACAUUAUCUCCUCCUCGUAUCUCAGAUCAGCAGGGGACCUCAAAGUUGAAUCCAGCCCAAAAUCUGAGCCAAAAAUGCUUGACAAAACCAAACCUGUUGCAAAGACGGCGAGCCUUCUUAACAGAUCCACCAGCAGUAUGGUGAGAGGGACACGUGUGAAAGGAAAACGCAUUAAUGGCAACAAGUUGAAUGACUAUACCUCUCUGAUCAAUGAAACUACAAAUGUAGCCAUAGUCAGGCUGCCCACGCGGCCUGCCAGCGUCAAAGCUGUCACGUAUAAACUGGCAACGUUUGCUGAUAUUCUUGGAAGUGCUUCGUUCAGUGGUGUCAGAGCUACAACACUGACACCAGUCGCACCGGCUGAUAAGGAUUAUGUUCCAAACACUACAGCUACGACCAAGCAAAGAGAAGGGGCUGAGCAUAAAAGAGAUAAAACAAGGAUAGGUCCUGAAGCACGUGCUGAAGAUGAGGAAGACCAUUCCAGUAGUGUUGAGGAAAACAAGUUGGGUGUUAAAAGUGAAGACGUUGACAGUGACACGAACACAUCAGAUUUAUUCCUGGAUCACGAAGGAAGUGGAAGUGGGGGUUUUAAUAUGUUUGAUGUUUUGUCAGCUGAUACCACAGAGAGUCAGGGACUUAGUGAGGAUUUGUUAGAACUGGAUUAUCUGCGAAUAUCAACAGGGAACAUUUCCUUCAAGUCAAUGAAACUGUCCCAUGCUGAGAAAUGAGAGAAACUUGUCAUGUUAUGUGGAACAAUUCCAAUAAAAGUUGGAAAAGUA
Molecule: messenger RNA, 3131 nt
Organism: Micropterus salmoides (largemouth bass)
Lineage: Eukaryota; Metazoa; Chordata; Actinopteri; Centrarchiformes; Centrarchidae
Exons: 3
Coding region: 147-3080 (977 amino acids)
Source: RefSeq, a predicted model, not a curated record